AUUAGAUUUAAUGACAGCGUUCAUAUGUUGUCAACUCUUGGUCGUGAUUCGUGAUCUCAGACUCCCUCGAGAUCUGCUGUUGUUGAAGCACAAGAUAUUUUUCUACAACGUUACCUAUUAUUUCUUUUUCUACCACACGUGAAAGAGCAGGAGAAUGAGCGCAUCAGGAAAGUAAAAUGGCAGCUGCAAGCAACGAUGAGUUUCAUCUUAUAAUCCCUGAAACAACUGAGAGUGUUCAGGUUAAACUGGGAUCUGGAUUCACUGUACCAUGUUACCUGUCACCUGAAACCAGUGCUGUCAACAUGGAGAUCAGAUGGUUUAAGGAGACAGACUGUCUUUGUGACUAUAAGAACAGACAGAUGACAGUGGUGGGAGGAUACGAAAACAAAGUCAGCCUGCUAACUGGGGAGCUAAACAGAGGAAAUGUGUCCUUAACACUACAGUGCUUCACAGAGUCAGAUUUGGGAGAUUAUGUGUGUCAAGUCACCAGUGGAGACAAAACAGAAGAGAUAACAAUAAGAGUAAAAGAAGCAGAGAAAGACAAACUGCGUGGAACUCCAGCUAAAGAAGACACAGGAAAAAGAAGGAUGUUUACAUUUAUGGCAUUAGGUGCAUUAGCUGGUGCAAUAAUUGCACCAAUAGCACUAGCAGGAGCAGGAGCAGCAGUAGCAACUGGACUAGUGGGAGCAGGAGUAGGAGCAGCAGUAGGAAAAGUUGCAAUAGGAGCAGCAGCAGGAAAAGUUGCAGUUGGAGCAGCAGUAGGAGCAGGAGCAGCAGUAGGAAGAGUUGCAGUAGGAGCAGGUGGACCAGCAGCAGAACAGCCAUUGCAGUUCGCAGAAGCAGUUGAUCAUAGAAACAUCACUUUUUUGAAAGUAGACACAAUAAAAACAUCUGAUCUAAUGACAGGUCGAGUAAGAAGGGGAAGCGUGAAGGAAGAUCGACCAAACAUGAGUGGAGAAACUUCAAACCCAAAGUUACUGAGCAGUUUGUUCAGUCAGGAAGACAGGUCGAAAGACUUGUAGAGAUAUGUAGUGUCUGAGAAAGAUCAGACACACAAUAACUUGGCUGGACAAUUAUUUAAUAUCAAUAUAUUUCGUAGUAUAUAUUUUUUCAAUAACGGUGAUUUGGUUUCUAAAGAUUACAGCGUCCCUAGGCCGUUCCCAUGUCACGUCUAAAACGCGUGAUAAACUCGGGUCAAGGCGCUUCUUCCUUCCAAAGCGCACACACGUGGCAUGUUUCGUAGCCAAGCAACCAUGAGCUGCGCUGUCCGGGAUGGCGAGGAAAACAGAAUGCCUGAUCAGAUUUAAAUUGCUGAUCUGUACCUUGCGUUAAAUCAUAUCAUUGUUAUUAUGCGAUCAAUUACUCUGGUUGGGACUUUGGAGUGUUUGCUCAUUGAAGAGCUGUCACUCAGAAGUACGAGAAGGAGAGGUGCAGGUUAGUUUGCGUCAAGUCACAGCUUCCAAUGGUGACACAAUAGAGGGAGAACAGGAGAUGUAAUGCAACACGAGAAAAAUAGGCUUAAGCCAUUAGGUGCCCAUGUUAGAAAAGGGAAAGAUAAGAAACAUGCAAAAGAUAAAUGUAUGCAGCUAUGACAUUCAUCUCAUUAUGAGUAUAAUAUGUAUAAAAUGGAGUAUACUAGUAUCUAAUAUAUCAUUACAUGGCUUGCUGUGGAAUUACAAAUAGAGCUUUCUUCUGUCCAACUAUUUUAUGUGACAUUACAUAGCGUACCAUCAUUCAAAAGUUUAAGGGUCACUUUCAUUUAGACUAUUUAUUAAUAUUUUUCCACAUAUUACUUUAAUAGCAAAUUGUUCAAAACUAUGGAGCUAUGAAAGUGAAUACUGGGACUGAAGAAAUCCAUUAGUUUGAUACCCUUGCAUUACAGCAUGUAUCACAGACUGACAUUCAGGUAAACUUUAUUAAUAUUAAAGGUUAGUCUUGUUUAUUUGACAGUGAGGUAACAUUAAUUUGUAUUUAGCCAUUAUACAAAAUCAAAAGAUGAACUUAAAUUUAUUUAUACCAUUGUUAUUUAAAAAAUAUAUUAUAUUUUUUUAUAGGCGGAGGCUUCAUAGACUUGGCAAAUUCAUUUGUUCAGAAGUUUGUAGGGACAGACAUUCGUUGUGGGCAUUCUUUGCAGCUUAUCCCAAGGCUGUCAUACCAUUAUCGGAUUUAUACCAUAUUGUCCGAAAUUUAGAAGUAUACAGGUGAUAGAAAUUUUGGCCAUUUCGUCCAAAUGUACGGUAUAUAUGAAGAGUUUGGUUCCAAAACGCAAUAAAUCCAUUUUGACAAAUUUUGGUAAAAACGUGUUUUCUAUACCAAGAAAGUGACAAGAUGAAAACCACUAUUUUCUGUUACAAACUUUCACAUAGCAUCUUUAGGUUAUAAAAACAUAAAAAAUUCAAAUCCAUAACUUGAUUUUCAAAGAUUUAUUAUAAAAACUGAUAAUUUUUUCCACAAAAUGCAAUAAAUCCAUAACAAGUUUUUAUUCAAAAUGCUAUAAAUCUAUUGAAUCAAUAGCCUAUAUAAAUGUGCAUUCAUCUUUGCCAUGUUAUAUUCAUUUAGUUGACUAGUUGUACACACUAAUUAAAAAUAUAAACAUUAAUGUCAUUAAUCAAAACACUUACUUUGUCAUAUUAAGAACACUGUCAUUGCUGCGGUUAUACUUGACGUCGUGGCUUAACGUUUUUCACAGCGAUCAGCUGUAAAAUGUUUUGGUCCCGCUCGAUUUUCGUUGACUUUGAGUAAAAUAAUGUAAAGUUUUUCAUAAGAUCCCCUGGGGUCAAUGUGUUAUCAUGACAGAAACUUGAUGCUGUCUGGAGAACAAGCAGCCGAGUGCCUCUCGCGGAAAUUAUUAGAUGUUGAUGGCUUACGUUUCUUUCCCGUCACAGAAAACCAUCACAGGUUUAGCAAUGCUAUUAAAGUAUUAUUUUGUUUUGUUUGUUGAUCACGAAGUACAAAGUAGAUGAGGAAAAUUAGGAUUCCGUGUACUCAGCGCGCCGCCAUGUUUGUUUACAUUGCGUGAAUGGUCCGCUGUAAUAUCAGGAAUGGAUUUAUUGCGUUCUGUAAAAAAGGAGGAGUGGCGUUUGUCGCAUUUUGGGAACAAAGGGAGAAAA
This is a messenger RNA of Paramisgurnus dabryanus, 3110 nucleotides long. The record is from RefSeq and is a predicted model, not a curated record. Lineage: Eukaryota; Metazoa; Chordata; Actinopteri; Cypriniformes; Cobitidae.